Cucumis melo (muskmelon) is the source of this 1497-nucleotide messenger RNA. RefSeq names its product protein-S-isoprenylcysteine O-methyltransferase A-like. Gene Ontology annotation, molecular function: protein C-terminal S-isoprenylcysteine carboxyl O-methyltransferase activity. The transcript has 2 exons. Gene Ontology annotation, cellular component: endoplasmic reticulum; membrane. NCBI's taxonomy places the organism in Eukaryota, Viridiplantae, Streptophyta, Magnoliopsida, Cucurbitales, Cucurbitaceae. The coding region runs from base 653 to 1246 and encodes 197 amino acids. Gene Ontology annotation, biological process: C-terminal protein methylation. The record is from RefSeq and is a predicted model, not a curated record.
CCUCCCCCAUCAACUUCAUUCUGAUUCCUUCAUAUACCACCACUUGGCAUUUAUCAUAUCUAAUAUCAAAACUUUAAAAACUGAUGGGCCUGGGUUUUGGUUUUGAAUUUGGGCUUAACCCCAUUGCCCACAGACGAGACCCACUUUGGAAUAGUCUCGGCGUCGAUGGCGCCAACUCCCUUCUCAGUUAUGUCACACGAACCACUCAAACUCUAGGCUUCCAGAUCUGAGGCGGUCUCUCGCUACAACAUCCAACCCAAGUCUCCCAACGGUGAACGACGCCACCUCCAGGUCAGGUGUAACCCUAACCAAUUACCAGCAAGGGCCCAACCCUCGGUAGGUAAAAGGGUUUUCUUUUCACAUCUAUCUUCCAAAAUCAAACUUCUCUUUUGCCGCCCACAACUCCAAGAGGAGAUUUGUAAAAUCUUUAGUAUCCAUCCCUGAUAUUCUGUUUUACGAACCUGGUUUAAUUGUUCACAUAUCAGAUGUUUUGCAUAAAGGAUCUCCAGCGUUUUCUACAUAAGAAUUUCCCUAUGUUGGUGUUAUAUGGCUCUGCGUCAUUUUCAGGUCUGAACUAAGAUCCUAUAAUACAUUUUGAAUUCGUUUUUUGGGUGUGGGAGAGGCCGUAUCUCAUACUUUGCCGUCAGAAAACAUGACAGAAAUAUUCAGUUACACCGCAUGCAGACAGUUGUCUCAGAUGGUAGCUGCAAUCAUCUUCUUUCACACUUCUGAAUAUAUCUUAGCCGUUGGCAUUCAUGGGAGAUCCAAUGUUACUCUAAAGUCCCUUCUGAUUAGCAAAAACUACCUCUUGGCAAUGAUCUUAUCUUUCUUAGAGUACUUUCUUGAAAUUGUGUUGUGUCCCAGUCUGAAGGAAUACUGGUGGGUUAGUCAGACAGGCCUUGCAAUGGUUGUAGUUGGAGAAAUCGUCCGUAAACUGGCCAUCAUAACUGCAGGCCGGUGUUUUACACAUCUGAUCAAGAUCUAUCAUGAGGACCAUCACCACCUGGUUACUCAUGGAGUCUAUAGCUUUGUCCGCCAUCCUGGAUACAGUGGUUUCCUCAUGUGGGCAGUUGGCACUCAAAUCAUGCUCUGUAAUCCCAUUUCAACCAUUGCAUUUGCUGUUGUGGUUUGGCACUUCUUUGCCGAACGGAUUCCGUAUGAAGAGUACUUCUUGAGACAGUUUUUUGGCCAUGAGUAUGAGGAGUACGCGAAUCGGGUGUCUUCUGGAGUGCCAUUUGUGAAAUGAAUUUGGACUGAUGAUUCUGAUGCUUCAUCAACAGAGUUCAUGAUUCUAGCCUUGAGGUAUCUGGAACUUCUUAGUGGAAGUAGUUUUUGUGUUGUUGUAUAUUAAGGCUACUGAUUGAUGAUUUUUGGGAUUGUUUCUAUAGUCAACAAGUCUUUGGAUCUACUUGUAACAUUUUUGUCAGUUAUAAAGGAAGUAUAUAUCAUUAAAACUCCCUUGAAGGAUGGGAUAUGAAAUUCCUCGUUUGGAUUUUA